Molecule: messenger RNA, 4743 nt
Organism: Carlito syrichta (Philippine tarsier)
Lineage: Eukaryota; Metazoa; Chordata; Mammalia; Primates; Tarsiidae
Gene: LRIG1
Product: leucine rich repeats and immunoglobulin like domains 1
Exons: 19
Coding region: 5-3316 (1103 amino acids)
Molecular function (GO): protein binding
Source: RefSeq, a predicted model, not a curated record
CAAGAUGGCGCGGCCGGUCCGGGGAGCGCUCGGGGUCCCGCGCUGCUCGCCUUGCCUUCUCCGUCUGUGGCUGCUGCUGCUGCUUCGGUUGGAGCCGGCGACGGCUGUGGCUGACCCGCGGGCGCCCUGCGCGCCCGCCUGCACUUGCGCUGGGGACUCGCUGGACUGCGGCGGGCGCGGGCUGGCGGCGCUGCCCCGGGACCUGCCCUCCUGGACGCGGAGCCUAAACCUUAGUUACAACAAACUCUCUGAGAUAGACCCUGCUGGUUUUGAGGACUUGCCGAAUCUGCAAGAAAUGUACCUCAAUAACAAUGAGUUGACAGCCAUACCAUCCCUGGGUGCUGCUUCAUCACAUGUCAUCUCUCUCUUUCUGCAACACAAUAAGAUCCGCAACGUGGAGGGAAGUCAGCUGAAGGCCUACCAUUCCUUGGAAGUGUUGGAUCUGAGUUCAAACAACAUCACGGAAGUCCGGAGCACCUGCUUUCCACAUGGACUGCCUAUAAAGGAGCUCAACCUGGCAAGCAACCGGAUUGGCACCCUGGAGUCGGGAGCAUUUGAUGGUCUGUCACGGUCGCUGCUAACUCUUCGCCUGAGCAAAAACAGGAUCACACAGCUUCCUGUGAAAGCAUUCAAGUUACCCAGGCUGACACAACUGGACCUCAAUCGGAAUAGGAUUCGGCUGAUAGAGGGCCUCACAUUCCAGGGGCUCGACAGCUUGGAGGUGCUGAAGCUACAGCGAAACAACAUCAGCAAACUAACAGACGGGGCCUUCUGGGGACUGUCCAAGAUGCAUGUGCUGCACUUGGAGUACAACAGCCUGGUGGAAGUGAACAGCGGCUCACUCUACGGCCUCACAGCGCUGCACCAGCUCCACCUCAGCAACAACUCCAUCGCCCGCAUCCAGCGCGACGGCUGGAGCUUCUGCCAGAAGCUGCAUGAGUUGGUCCUGUCCUUCAACAACCUCACACGACUGGACGAGGAGAGCCUGGCCGAGCUGAGCAGCCUAAGCAUCCUGCGCCUCAGCCACAAUUCCAUCAGCCACAUUGCGGAAGGCGCCUUCAAGGGACUCAAGAACUUGCGAGUCUUGGAUCUGGACCAUAACGAGAUUUCAGGCACAAUAGAGGACACGAGUGGUGCCUUCUCGGGGCUGGACAACCUCAGCAAGCUGACUCUGUUUGGAAACAAGAUCAAGUCCGUGGCUAAGAGAGCAUUUUCGGGACUGGAUGGUUUGGAGCACCUGAACCUUGGAGAGAAUGCAAUCAGGUCUGUCCAGUUUGAUGCCUUUGUGAAGAUGAAGAAUCUUAAAGAGCUCCGUAUCAGCAGUGAUAGCUUCUUGUGUGACUGCCAGCUGAAGUGGCUGCCCCCGUGGCUAGUGAGCAGGACACUGCAGGCCUUCGUGACAGCCGCCUGUGCUCACCCAGAGUCGCUGAAGGGCCAGAGCAUCUUCUCUGUGCCACCAGAGAGUUUUGUAUGUGAUGACUUUCCAAAGCCACAGAUCAUCACCCAGCCAGAGACGACCAUGGCUGUGGCAGGCAAGGACAUCCGGUUCACAUGCUCAGCAGCCAGCAGCAGCAGCUCCCCUAUGACCUUUGCCUGGAAGAAGGACAACGAAGUCCUGGUCAAUGCUGACAUGGAGAACUUCGCUCAUGUCCGUGCACAGGAUGGGGAAGUGAUGGAGUACACCACUAUCCUGCACCUCCGUCAGGUCGCUUUUGGGCAUGAGGGCCGCUACCAGUGCGUCAUCACCAACCACUUUGGGUCCACCUACUCUCACAAGGCCAGGCUCACUGUGAAUGUGUUGCCAUCGUUCACCAAAGUGCCCCGCGACACUGCCAUCCGGACUGGCACCACGGCCCGCCUGGAGUGCGCUGCCACUGGCCACCCUAGCCCCCAGAUCGCCUGGCAGAAGGACGGAGGCACAGAUUUCCCUGCCGCUCGCGAGCGCCGCAUGCACGUCAUGCCAGACGACGACGUGUUUUUCAUCACCGACGUGAAACUAGAUGACAUGGGGGUUUACAGCUGUACUGCCCAGAACUCGGCCGGAUCCAUUUCCGCUAACGCCACCCUGACUGUCUUAGAGACCCCGUCCUUGGCGGUGCCCUUGGAAGACCGUAUGGUGUCUGUGGGAGAAACAGUGGCCCUGCAGUGCAAAGCGACUGGGAACCCUGCGCCCCGCAUCACCUGGCUCAAGGGGGACCGCCCGCUGAGCCUCACCGAGCGGCACCACUUCACCCCCGGCAACCAGCUGCUUGUUGUUCAGAACGUGGUGGCGGAGGAUGCGGGUCGGUACACCUGUGAGAUGUCCAAUGCGCUGGGCACGGAGCGCGCACACAGCCAGCUGAGCAUCCUGCUCACCCCGGGCUGCAGGAAGGAUGGGACCACCGUGGGCAUCUUCACCAUCGCCGUGGUGUGCAGCAUCGUUCUGACAUCGCUGGUCUGGGUGUGCAUCAUCUACCAGACCCGGAAGAAGAGUGAGGAGUACAGCGUCACCAACACAGACGAAACCAUCGUGCCGCCAGAUGUUCCAAGCUACCUCUCUUCUCAGGGGACCCUUUCGGACCGACAGGAAACCGUGGUCAGGACUGAGGGUGGCCAUCAGGCCAAUGGGCACAUUGAGAGCAACGGUGUUUGUCCAAGAGACACAAGUCUCUUUCCGGAGGUGGAUGCUCAAGGCGUUACCUGCAGGCAGCCAAAGCUCUGUGCUGGGUAUAGUAAAGAGCCGUGGAAAGUGACGGAGAAGGCCGAUGGGACGCCUGGUCCACAUAAGAUGGAACACAGUGGCCGGGCUGCAUGUAGUGACUGCAACACUGAUGUGGACAGUUACUCCAAGGAGCAAGGCUUCUACCCUCAGCCUGUGCCCAGAGACAGAGCACAGCCAAGUACAGUGAGCGGCCUGGAGCCCAGUCAGAGUGACAGAGAACAUUCUCCACAUCAUCAGUGCAGUGGGACUGUGGAUGGGUCUUGCACUGACUGCGGGGGGUCCCUCUACCCUAGUAACCACGACAGAAUGCCGAUGUCUUUGAAGAAAAAGCCAGUGGCAUCCCGAGAUGCAAAAGGGGAUUCCUCUUGGACUUUAGCAAGGUUGUAUGAACCGGACUCCACAGACCUCCCGCCUGCAUCUUCGUUGACGCUAGGCAAUCCAGAGCUCACGGAGGUCUCCUCGCGUUUUCUUGCAAUCCCUGGUGAAGAGCAGCACCUGCUGGUUUCCAACGGCCACCUCCCCCAGGCUUGCGACUCCAGUCCCGAGUCCACACCGCUGACAGGACAGCUUCCUGGGAAACGGAGGGUGCCAUUGCUGUUGGCACCGAAAAGCUAGGCUUUGUCUACCUCAGCUCUUGUGAUACUAAUCUCUAUGGAAAGAGAGGUAGGAGAGGCUGUGAGGAAGCUUGGGUACAAGCGUCACUGAUCUGUAUAUAGUUUUAACUUCCAUGUGGAGUAUCAGUCGUUCAAAGGACUUGCAUCUGAAGCACAGAAAUGCAAGAGGCUAUUCGUGUACAAAAGGCAGAAAAAGUAUUUGAUACCAUUGUACAUAAGAGUUUUCAGAGAUUUCAUAUAUAUUAUAUAUCUUUUACAGAGGCUAUUUUAAUCUCUAGUGCAUGGUUAACAGAAAAAGACUAUACAAUUUUGACAAUAUUAUUUUUCAUAUCAGGUUGCUGUUUAUUUGGAGGGGGUGGGGAAUAGUUCUGGUGCCUUAAUGCAUGGCUGGAAUUUAUAGAGGUUAAAACCACAUUUGUUCCCAGGAGCUUUUGGUGGAUUGAGAAGGAUGGGAAGUCCCUGGAUUUGUACUACACUUUGUAGGACAGACUCCAGGCUGCUUCAGGAGAUUUCCUGUGUCCUAUCGGGACUGCUUGUGUGCGGUGCUCCUGCAGCAUGCCUGCCUGCAGAUGCUGUUCACUCCUGCAGGGAGUGCUUUUUUCUUGAGGUUUAAGUUCUGUCUUUUAGGAGUAGAAGGAGGGCUGUCAAAUCCACCACAAGCAACUGGUCAGAACAAGUAAGCACUGCCUUUCUUCCUUCUUUGAAGCUCAUUUUAGGAUAAAAGCAAAUGUGGUCUUCUCAGUAUCAUUUGUUAUUUGAGUCUUUUUGUUAAGGUAAAGGCUGCUGGUGUUGGUACCUGUGGAUUUUUCAAUAGUGAUGUUUUAGUUCUGCCAAUAUAAUUAAUAUUACAUUGGCCCUGGGGAAUAAAAAGGAUCAAGUUCUUUUCAGGGCUAGCUUAUUUCUACUGAGGAGCCAGAGCAGGCCUGUCCACACCAUUCUCUUCCACAGAUGGAACUGGGCUUGGACUGUACGAGUUGUAGCCCAUGACCUGGGUUCUGGGUAUGUUUGCACUUUUGAGACCGGUAGCUAAUCAUCUUGUGAGUGCCAAUGUGUAAUUCAGUAAAAGUUACAUAGAAACAAAUAAGGUCCUUAAAAUCUCAGAAAGCAAGUUCCUUUGGUCAAAAGCUGAAGGGGGCGGUAUUGACAAAAUGGUUACUCAUGAUAUUUACUGUCAGAUGUCAUCACUGUUCAAAAGGUAAGCACAUUUAGAAUUCUGUUCUCAACAUUUAACUGAUAAAUGUUACUUCCACAAAAUAUGUGAAUUUGCUGCUUCUGAGAGGCAAUGUGAAAGAGGAAGUAUUACUUUUAUGUACAAAGUUAUUUAUUUAUAGAAAUUUUGGUACAAUGUACAUUGAAAACCAUGUAAAAUAUUGAAGUGUCUAACAAAUGGCAUUGAAGUGUCUUUAAUAAAGGUUCAUUUAUAAAUGU